GCGGCUGCUCAGGGGCGUGGCUGCUGCGGAGCAUCCUUCAGCCCAAAAGAGCCCCAGCUCCAGCCGCGCUUUGUUCGGUAGGCAACCUCCGCUGCCCUCAGGUGUCUGCAUCCCUUUCUCACCUCCCGGCUCUCUCCUCCUGCCCUCUUCCUGCAUCUGGGCCUGCAUCCUUUCCCCCAACCUCUGAGUCCUCACCCUGCCCUCACUCCUUCCCCAAACUUCUGGCCAGCGCCCUGGCCUGGUACCCUUCUCUCCAAUCCUGCGUCCUGAAUCUUCUUUCUCCUGAUUCCCUCGCGGGUUCCUCUUUUCCCAAGGCCCAAGUCUCUCCGCCCUGCCCGGUUCCUCCAAGUCAGGAAUGUCCCCCGCAGGCUGGUGCCCAUGGUCCUGACGCUGCUCCUCUCCGCCUACAAGCUGUGCCGCUUCUUCGCCAUGUCGGGCCCACGGCCCGGCGCCGAGCGGCUGGCGGUGCCAGGGCCGGAUGGGGGCAGUGGCGCGGGGCCGUGGUGGGCUGCGGGCGGCCGUGGUCCCCGCGAAGUGUCACCUGGGGUGGGCAGCGAGGUGCAAGGCGCCCUGGAGCGUGCACUGCCCGAGUUGCAGCAGGCGCUGUCUGCGCUGAAGCAGGCCGGCGGCGCGCGGGCAGUGGGUGCCAGCUUGGCCGAGAUCUUUCAGCUGGUGGAGGAAGCCUGGCUGCUGCAGUCUGUGGGCCGCGAAGUGGCCCAGGGUCUGUGUGACGCCAUCCGCCUGGACGGUGGCCUCGACCUGCUGUUGCGGCUUCUGCAGGCGUCUGAGCUGGAGAUUCGAGUGCAGGCCGCUCGCCUGCUGGAGCAGAUCCUGGUGGCUGAGAACCGGGACCGCGUUGCGCGCAUCGGGCUGGGCGUGAUCCUGAACCUGGCAAAGGAGCGCGAACCCUUGGAGCUGGCGCGAAGUGUGGCAGGCAUCUUGGAGCACAUGUUCAAGCACUCGGAGGAGACGUGUCAACAGCUGGUGGCUGCCGGCGGCCUGGACGCGGUGCUGUACUGGUGCCGCCGCACAGACCCCGCGCUGCUGCGCCACUGCGCGCUGGCGCUGGCCAACUGCGCGCUGCACGGGGGCCAGGCGGUGCAGCGGCGCAUGGUGGAGAAGCGCGCCGCGGAGUGGCUCUUCCCGCUCGCCUUCUGCAAGGAGGACGAGCUGCUGCGACUGCAUGCUUGCCUCGCGGUGGCGGUGUUGGCAACCAACAAGGAGGUGGAGCGCGAGGUGGAGCGUUCAGGGACGCUGGCGCUCGUGGAGCCGCUUGUGGCCUCGCUAGACCCCGGCCGCUUCGCCCGCUGCCUGGUGGACGCCAGCGACACAAGCCAGGGCCGCGGGCCAGACGACCUGCAGCGCCUCGUGCCGCUGCUCGAUUCGUCGCGCUUGGAAGCGCAGUGCAUCGGGGCUUUCUACCUCUGCGCUGAGGCUGCCAUCAAGAGCCUGCAAGGCAAGACGAAGGUGUUCAGCGAGAUUGGUGCCAUCCAGAGCCUGAAACGCCUCGUUUCGUACUCCACCAAUGGUACCAAGUCGGCGCUGGCCAAGCGCGCACUGCGCCUGCUGGGUGAGGAGGUGCCGCGGCCCAUCCUGCCCUGCGUGGCCAGCUGGAAGGAGGCCGAGGUCCAAAUGUGGCUGCAGCAGAUAGGCUUCUCCCAGUACUGCGAGAGCUUCCGGGAGCAGCAGGUGGAUGGCGACCUGCUCCUGCGGCUCACUGAGGAGGAACUCCAGGCCGACCUGGGCAUGAAAUCCGGCAUCACUCGCAAAAGGUUCUUUAGGGAGCUCACGGAGCUCAAGACCUUCGCCAACUACGCUAUGUGCGACCGCAGCAACCUGGCCGACUGGCUGGGCAGCCUGGACCCGCGCUUCCGCCAGUACACCUACGGCCUGGUCUGCUGUGGCCUGGACCGCUCCCUGCUGCACCGCGUGUCAGAGCAGCAGCUCCUGGAGGACUGUGGCAUCCACGUGGGCGUGCACCGCACCCGCAUCAUCGCAGCCGCCCGAGAAAUGCUACACUCCCCACUGCCCUGCACUGGCUGCAAGCCCAGCGGGGACACCCCGGAUGUCUUCAUCAGCUACCGCAGGAGCUCAGGCUCCCAGUUGGCCAGCCUCUUGAAAGUGCACCUGCAGCUGCAUGGCUUCAGUGUCUUCAUUGAUGUGGAGAAGCUGGAAGCUGGCAAGUUUGAGGACAAGCUCAUCCAGAGUGUCAUGAGUGCCCGCAACUUCGUGCUGGUGCUGUCAGCCGGGGCACUGGACAAGUGCAUCGAGGACCAUGACUGCAAGGACUGGGUGCACAAGGAGAUUGUGACUGCUUUAAGCUGUGGCAAGAACAUCGUGCCAAUCAUUGAUGGCUUCGAGUGGCCUGAGCCCCACGUCCUGCCUGAGGACAUGCAGGCUGUGCUUACCUUCAAUGGCAUCAAGUGGUCCCACGAGUACCAGGAGGCCACCAUUGAGAAGAUCAUCCGUUUCCUGCAGGGCCGCUCCUCCCGGGACUCAUCUGCGGGCUCUGACACCAGUUUGGAAGGUGCUGCACCCAUGGGCCCGACCUAAUCCGUCCCCAGUUCCCAAGUCCUGCUGUGACUCCCAUGUCCAUCAUCCUCUCUAAAGGACCAGCUCCUGCAACUGGCCUCCCUGGGCUGAGACAGCCUGGGCUCUUCUCAGGAAAUGGCUCU
This is a messenger RNA of Otolemur garnettii (small-eared galago), 2675 nucleotides long. It is a transcript of the gene SARM1, whose product is annotated as sterile alpha and TIR motif containing 1. Gene Ontology annotation, cellular component: dendrite. Gene Ontology annotation, biological process: negative regulation of MyD88-independent toll-like receptor signaling pathway; response to axon injury; signal transduction. The transcript has 9 exons. Lineage: Eukaryota; Metazoa; Chordata; Mammalia; Primates; Galagidae. Gene Ontology annotation, molecular function: protein binding; NAD+ nucleosidase activity; signaling adaptor activity. The record is from RefSeq and is a predicted model, not a curated record. The coding region runs from base 379 to 2553 and encodes 724 amino acids.